AUGUGGAUGAGCCGUCUCAGUAAAGGUGACUCGUCCUCCACCCAGUUUGAGGGAAGUGUUGAAGAUGAGGAGGACGAUGAUGAAGACUUCUACAUGGUGGAGGCGCAGGACGAGUGUAUGGAUGGACAGAAGCUGGAGAACAAGUGCACCGUCUGGGACGUCCCCCGACUGCUUGGACUCAAUAGAAUCAACUCAGACAUGACGUCUGAGCACAGCGAAGUGCUGAGCAUCACACAGAUACAGCAGCUGACUCCCUCACUCCCUGCUAUGUUACGGAUGUGUGAGUGGAUGUUAGUGUAUCGUACUCAGAGCCACGGGAGCAGUUUGAGGACGCUGUAUAGAACCACCAACCAACUGGACACCUGCAUGAUCAUCCUCAUUAAAGACACCUACGGACAGGUAUUUGGUGUUUUUAGCUCCGCCCCCCUCAGAGUUAGCUCCACCUACUAUGGCACAGGAGAGACGUUUCUGUUCUCAUUUUCUCCACAUCUACAGGUCCACAAAUGGACGGGUGUUAACUCGUACUUCAUUAAAGGAAGCGUGGACUCUCUGAUGUUCGGAGGAGGACUAGGCCGGUUCGGUCUGUGGUUGCACAGCGAUCUGCUCCGGGGCCGCAGUCAGCAAUGCGAAACCUUUGAUAACGACGUGCUGUCCUCAGAAGAAGAUUUUAUAAUUAAUGAGCUCGAGGUGUGGGCUCUCGUUUGA
Neoarius graeffei (lesser salmon catfish) is the source of this 705-nucleotide messenger RNA. RefSeq names its product TLD domain-containing protein 2-like. The record is from RefSeq and is a predicted model, not a curated record. Gene Ontology annotation, cellular component: nucleus. Lineage: Eukaryota; Metazoa; Chordata; Actinopteri; Siluriformes; Ariidae. The transcript is spliced from 6 exons. Gene Ontology annotation, biological process: response to oxidative stress. Bases 1 to 705 code for a protein of 234 amino acids.